AUGCACAAAGCGUAUACGUCUGAACAAGAAAUCAACAAGUACUUUGUUCAAUAUCUCGUCAUCGCCGCGUGCCAUCUAAUCGAAGCAACUGCUAGUGUUAUUGCGGCCGCUGUGACAGAAGACAUACCACCAAACAGGCGCGAAAACGAUGAUAAUUACCUCUUUAAACGGGAACUACUGGGAAUCUACCUGACAAUGGCGCCGUGGAGCCAGGCAGCACAGUACUCCAUCUUUCAGGAAGCCGGGUUGCCUGAUGGUUGUCUUAACAUUAUCCACAGCUCCCGCGAAAGCACACCUUCGGUAAUCGAGAAGAUUCUCGCUGACAAUCGUCUCAGAGAAGUCUGCUUUAGUCGCUCAUCGAAUCUUGGUAGGCAGAUGGGUAGAUUGUCAGACUACUAUUUGAAGCCUUCCGAACUGGAGGCGAGUUGA
Messenger RNA from Wallemia ichthyophaga EXF-994, 429 nucleotides. RefSeq lists its product as uncharacterized. The coding region runs from base 1 to 429 and encodes 142 amino acids. The transcript has 3 exons. Lineage: Eukaryota; Fungi; Basidiomycota; Wallemiomycetes; Wallemiales; Wallemiaceae. Gene Ontology annotation, molecular function: oxidoreductase activity. The record is from RefSeq and is a predicted model, not a curated record.